Molecule: messenger RNA, 1248 nt
Organism: Chironomus riparius
Lineage: Eukaryota; Metazoa; Arthropoda; Insecta; Diptera; Chironomidae
Source: the annotation of a GenBank genome assembly
AUGACAAGAGCUAAAAUAAUCUUGCUAAUAUAUUUUAUUUUAAAAUCAACCGAUUCAGAUUAUACUUGCGAUUUAGAUAGUGGAAUUUGUUCAAUAGAAGGCCAAAAUAUUUCAGCGUCAGAUCCUUUUGUGAUUACGAGUAAUGGCUCUUCACUAGUUACCUUUUUGAUAUUUGCUGAAAGUUUUAUGCCUCAAGCACCUGAAUCGAUUUUUACAACAUAUCCCGAUAUCACAUGGCUGUCAAUUUCGAAUACCAGCUUACAAGAAAUAUCAUCAAAAGUAUUUACAAAUGCAUUAAAAUUGACAAACUUAUUGAUACAGUAUGGAUCCUUAUCGAUGUUGAACAAUGGAACAUUUGUGCAUUGUAGAAAAGCACAAAGUAUUCAAAUUGUCAAUCAUCAAAUAUCUUUUAUUGACAUCAUGGCAUUUCAAGGAUUAAAAGAACUACAAAAUUUGAUUCUCAGUGAAAAUUAUCUAACUUAUCUUCAUCCUUUAACUUUAUCAGUACUUCCAAAACUUAUGAAUUUUGAUAUUGGAUACAAUCUUUUAACGACAAUUGAUUCCCACCAAUUUAUUAAAAAUCCAUUAUUGUUUGGAUUGACUAUAAGUGGAAAUCAGCUUAAAACACUUCCAAAUGAUUUAUUUCAAUCUCAAACCAAUUUAAAUAGCAUCUAUGCAGAUCAUAAUCAACUGGUUACUGCACAAUCUUAUGGAGUAAAUUACGUGGAUAUUAGUUUUAACAAAUUAAGGAACUUUACAUUGUCAAGUGGAGAAACAACAGUUCAUAUUGAAAAUAAUUUUAUACGCAAGAUCAUUUGUAGCAGCACAAAUUUAACCGUUGAAAGAUUUUAUGCUGACAAUAAUUUACUUACAAGUUUUCUUUGCAUUCGUGACAUGGAAAAUUUGAUUGAUUUAAAUGUUAAUAAUAACAAAAUGCUUAAAACUACUAAAAAAGCUUUUCUAAAAUUAGGAAACUUACAAGAUCUGUCUAUGUUAAACAUGACAAGAUUUAAUUCAGUACCCGCAAAAAUCUUUUCUUCAUUGAAAUUACUUCUCUAUUUACGAGUGGAUAGUCUUAUAAGAUAUAAAAAUUUAAAUGUCACUCUUCCGAACUUAUUUAUUCUUACUUUAUCGACGAAAACAUGGAACUGCACUUAUGUAUCACAUGUUGAAAACAUCUUAAAUUCACAAAAUAUCGUAUUGUUUCAAAAUGAAGCAUCACAGCUCGAACCACGCUGUAAUAUUUGA